UCAUACAAUAGAACAGCUAAUGGCAAAAGCUUAAAUAAAUACUGUUCGACCUGAUGGCUUUCGUCCCAUGAUGCUAGGUGUCUCAUACUAUAGUAGUCUUGUGUCCUUGUGUAAAAUAUAUCUAGGCCUUACUCUGACUUCAGUUUCGUGUAUACAAACAAUACAUCAUCUCCCUCUCUUUCUAUUUUCUAUAUAUAUUUCUACCAAUAAUUUCAUCCCUACUCAUCUAGAGAUAGAAAUCCCACCUUCGCCAGCUAACCCUACCAUCCCUUCGUAGUCACAUUAAUCAAAAAGAGCUCUCUCAAUAUGGCUCCCGAAGCUACUGGUGUGUCCAAUGCGGCACAAGCUCCCAAACCUUCCCGGUUCGAUCCUACCUUCACCCAGCAUGUCAUCGAUACUAUGGGCCCUAAGACCACCGAGAGGAACCGGGUUCUCUUGUCAGCGCUGAUCCGACACAUUCACGACUUUGCUCGAGAAACAGAGCUCACAAUUGACGAAUGGUUAGCGGGCGUCAGUUAUAUCAACGCCGUCGGCCGGGUUUACUCGGAGUCGGGACAGACGAGAAACGAGGCUCAUCGGUUAUCCGAUAUUCUCGGACUCGAAACGCUGGUUGACGAGAUUGCCCACAAGAUCAUCUCCGAAACAGACGUGGACCCGACAUCCUCAGCCAUCCUCGGGCCCUUCUGGUCGCCCAACGCACCCUUCCGCGAGAACGGCGGAAGCAUAAUCCAGGACCCGGCGCCGAACGGCCAAGUCGUUCUCAUGCACGGCGUCAUCAGCGAUCUAGUCACGGGCAAGCCCAUCCCCGGCGCCGUCUUCGAUAUCUGGCAGGCCUCGUCCAACGGCAAGUACGACUUCCAAGACCCCAAGAACCAGACGCCGAACAACCUGCGCGGCAAGUUCCGCGCCGACGAGAACGGCAAGUACUGGUUUUACUGCUAUUAUCCGACUGCCUACUCGCUGCCCACAGACGGCCCCUCCUACCAGCUACUGCAGAUGAUGGAUCGUCACCCGAUGCGUCCGGCACACAUCCACAUUAUGGUCACACACCCCGAAUACAAGGGCUGCACAACCCAAUUAUACCCCAAAGACGACCCUUGGCUCUCAUCCGACACCGUGUUUGCCGUGAAAGACGACCUAGUGGUCGACUUCAAGCCCCUAGAAGGCGACGACAAAGCAAAACUCGAGCUGGACUACAACGUCAUCUUAGCCCCUAAGGAUUAUAAGGGCAAGCCGUUUUAGACGAAAACUCCUUGGGAGUUAAUGUGGUCCCACAAGAGCUUGAGAAGCAAGUCAACUUAUUAAGCUUUGGUACUGGGAACACAAAUUCUUGUUGAUAUUUAGUAUAUGUGAAUGUAGUUAAAGUAAAGCGCGAUGUUUUACAGAUGGGAGCCAAGAAGUUCAACUGGCACUAGUGCCUUCGAAAAAGGAGGAGAAGGAGAAGGAGAAGCAUACUGUGUCUUAAGUUAUCUUAGAGCGAGGACAUGGACGCUCUGGUGUUACUGCACUAAUUCAUGCGUCUGGGCUGAUAUAUAUAGGUAGUCUAUCGUCCUCAAGCUACAGCCCACUAAGAUAAUGCGAAGCUUUCACCACGGUGAUGAUUUUCAUACCAGCCUGGUUCGUAAGGGGAUGAGGAGAUAAUGAGUAUGAAUACGCAUUAAUAAUACGAUAUUACUACUACCACUACUACUGCUAACUAUUAAAUGAAUAAUAACUAUUAUUCAUUAACUUCCUCCCGCCUUAAUCCGCAGUCCGAAUUCAUGAUUCGAGCCAAUAUCGAGUAGACCUAGUUAUACUUGGCCAUUUCGGAUUCAGCAAUAUCCUUCGCAAGACAGAAUGCCAUCCCCUCAAACAUCCCUAGGCACAUCUCCUCCGCCGAGCAUGCUUCAACAGUAGCCCAUCUGCCGUCAUAGGUGCAGGCCUCGACGGUUGUGC
Messenger RNA from Daldinia decipiens, 1935 nucleotides. RefSeq names its product aromatic compound dioxygenase. The record is from RefSeq and is a predicted model, not a curated record. The transcript has 3 exons. NCBI's taxonomy places the organism in Eukaryota, Fungi, Ascomycota, Sordariomycetes, Xylariales, Hypoxylaceae. Bases 307 to 1242 code for a protein of 311 amino acids. Gene Ontology annotation, molecular function: ferric iron binding; catechol 1,2-dioxygenase activity. Gene Ontology annotation, biological process: catechol-containing compound metabolic process.